Siniperca chuatsi (mandarin fish) is the source of this 1714-nucleotide messenger RNA. It is a transcript of the gene sumo3b, whose product is annotated as small ubiquitin like modifier 3b. NCBI's taxonomy places the organism in Eukaryota, Metazoa, Chordata, Actinopteri, Centrarchiformes, Sinipercidae. The transcript has 4 exons. Gene Ontology annotation, molecular function: ubiquitin-like protein ligase binding; protein tag activity. The coding region runs from base 177 to 464 and encodes 95 amino acids. Gene Ontology annotation, biological process: protein sumoylation. The record is from RefSeq and is a predicted model, not a curated record. Gene Ontology annotation, cellular component: nucleus.
CUCACGUAUCCGCGGCCCCGAAGACAAGUGGAGCACGUGACCGUUUUGGUCAAAUUACAUUUCAAAUUUCAAUGCGCGCUCCUGAUCCAAAGGAAAGAGCCGGAGGAACUGAUAACCCGCUUCACCAUUAACAAUCCGUCUCCACAUUAUUAAUAAAUCCCUGGGAAAAUAGCACAAUGUCCGAAGAAAAGCCAAAGGAAGGAGUGAAGACGGAGAACGACCACAUUAACCUCAAGGUAGCUGGUCAGGAUGGGUCAGUUGUACAGUUCAAAAUCAAAAGGCAUACUCCGCUCAGCAAACUAAUGAAGGCAUACUGCGAAAGACAGGGAUUGUCAAGUCGUCAGAUAAGGUUUAGGUUCGAUGGACAGCCAAUUAAUGAAACAGACACACCUGCACAGCUGGAGAUGGAGGAUGAGGACACUAUUGAUGUAUUUCAACAACAGACAGGAGGAGUCUGUUCUUAAGUGGAAUGUGGACUCUACUCUUGGAAGAACAUCCACGCCAUUAUUUUCAUGUCGUCUUUGUUUAUUUCUGUUUAAUUCUUGUUUUGUUUUGGGUUUAUUUUAUUAUUAUUUUUCUCCACUGUGCUUGGAUAAAUGUCAGGCUCUUCACAACAUAAAAGAAGGUAGAGGUUUUUCUUUUGGGGCCAAAUCCUAACUUUGAGAUGCAGGGUAAUUUUUUUUUUUUCCCCACAUACGUGGAUGAUUUGAAAUUGUCCAAGGCAGGGACAUAUCUCAGAUCAGAUAUGGCUCGUUAUGGAAAAACCUAUUGCGUUCUUUUGAUAUUGACAUUACCUCCUGCAUGUCUCAAACCAUAAGCUGAACUACAUGCCAAAAUCUCUUCUUUUUUUUCUUUUUCUUUCUUUUUUGUUUUGCAGAUUGUUGUAAGCCUUCAAAUUCAGGAUGGGUUCAACUAUUUUUAAUUCAUGUACUUGGUAGGAUUGCUGAUUGCUGUGGAGGAAAACUGCUGGAUGGGAGCCCGUGGUUUCUCUCCAUAGAUAGGGAAGACGUUUUGACAUAUUUGUCAUGUUAUAGUAGUCUCUCUUUUUUCUUUUUUUUUAAGGAACAUUGAAAAUAAUUUGAUGUAUCCCUGCCCAUUUUAUCUUAAACAUUUGCUAAGAAAAAAUGCUUGUGCCGAGAAAGAUCCAUAUGUAUGGUUUACCUCAAUACUGUCACCCUCAACGCAGAUUUAAAUGAAUGGUAAUUAAAGUACAGUAAUGUUUCUGGACCAAAAAGCUAAAUGAAUAGUGUUCUUUAUAAAAGGGUUUGGUUAAUAUGAGAAAUGUAGAUGUAAAGGGUUACUGUGACCGCAACAGUGGUCUUUGUUGUUACACAGCAGGAGAGCAGUUUUCUUGAUGUGUUAAUUGGUUCCUUUCCACCUUUUCAGUACUUUAGAAUAAAAAUAAUUGACCUUUACCAGUCCAGAAAUUGAGUGUCUCAUCUAAUGUUAUAUAUUUCAGUCAGUGUAUAAACAAAUAUUGAAUCAAAUCUGCGUUGCCAAUUUGAAUACGUUUGUCCAAAAUCUAUCCAAACAUUAUCAACAGAUGCUUAGUAUGUUUGACUUGUGUGUUGUUUAUGAGAAUGUCCACCUUAAUUUUAAAAAGUAACAUUUGUUAGAUUUGCAAGGUGACACCGGCAGAUAUUCCACAAUUUCUUUGAUUUGUACAUUAUUUGUUGUCCCUAUACUGUAUACAAUAAAUAUAGUUUGAUACUCA